Messenger RNA from Apus apus (common swift), 1851 nucleotides. RefSeq names its product eva-1 homolog B (gene EVA1B). The transcript is spliced from 3 exons. Bases 152 to 637 code for a protein of 161 amino acids. Lineage: Eukaryota; Metazoa; Chordata; Aves; Apodiformes; Apodidae. The record is from RefSeq and is a predicted model, not a curated record.
UUUCCUGUUGCUGCCGCGUUAAUGCUGAACAGACCUUGCUCUCUCUUCCCUCGCUCCAGCCAAAGUGCAGCUCCCGCCGUCGUUCGCCUCCUGACGCCCCGAUGUGGAGCACAUACUGUCCCCAGAGACACUGAAGGAGACGGGGAGCAGGAUGGAGAGCCCCAAGCGGGACAUGGAGCUGCUGAGCAACAGCAUGGCUGCCUAUGCACACAUCCGAGCCAACCCUGAGAGCUUUGGGCUCUACUUCGUGCUGGGUGUCUGCUUCGGGCUGGUGCUGACCCUGUGCCUGCUGGUGCUGCGGCUCUCCUGCCAGCCCCCCGCGCGCCCCGCCCCCCGCCCGCGGGACCUCAGCGAGGAUGAGGAGGAUGAGGACGAGGAGGAGGAAGAGGAGGACACUGUUGACCGUGCAGCAUCCGAGUCUCUGCUGCCGGUGACCGAGAUCCCUCUGGAGAGCCACGGCCCUGGGGACGGGGCACUGGCAGUCAACGUCUUCGCCUCAGCAGAGGAGCUGGAGCGGGCGCAGCGGCUGGAGGAGCGGGAACGCAUCAUCCGAGAGAUCUGGCGCAACGGGCAGCCUGACAUCCUGGGCACCGGCACCCUGGGCACCGGCACCCUGGGCCGCGUCCACUACUACUGAACCCUGGCACAGGGGCGGCUGCCCCAGUGCCCCCGGCAGCUCAGCCGACACCCCCUGGGAGCUGGUCUGGGGCCAGGAGACCUGAGGACAGGGGCUGCUGGCUGCCCCGGGGUGGAGGAGCUGCCCCAGAGCAUCUCUGCUCGCUGCAGCCAGACCCGGGUGCCGUGGGACCAGCCUCACCCACCCCCCCGUGGGACACGCUGCACUUUGAGCCAUUGGUACGACUGCUGGCACCAGCCCCAGGACCCUGCGGGGACAAGGACAAGGACAGGGCAGGCUGUGCCGGGCUCAGCACUGGCAGGAAGCCCAGCCCGGUGGGUCGCGGUGGGUCUGUACAUCCGUGUAAGCUGUGGGGUCCUGCCCCAGAAACAUGGUGCUGUUAGACACUCCCUGCAGCCCAGCAUGGCUGGGUCCUGCGUGCUGGGUACAAGCAGUGCUGGGGGCUACGGCAGCCCCUGCCUUCCCAGGCCUAUUUCCCUUCCCCCCCCAAGCUCCACCAAAAUUAGCCGGGUCCUUUCCGGCACCGCCCGGCCCUGACCCAGCACCCUCCCAGUGGGGCCCGGCCGGAUGUUUCCCGCUGGGCUCUUGGGGCUGUGGGAGCUCCCAGGGGCCCCCAGGCUGCUCCCCACGGGGCUGAGCCCCGUCCUAACCAUGCUCCCAGCACUAGCACAGCCCCACGGGGUGUGGGGGGCCCCACCACCCCCUCCUCAUCCCCUUUCUCAGCAGUUUUAUAAAAAUAACUCCUUCCCAGGCCAGUCCCCCAAGCAGCCAGCGCCAGCAGGAUCCAGAUGUUUUCCAGAUGUUUCCCCAUGCCAAUGGCUCAAGGCCAGGAUGCACUGGGGCUGGGCUGGGAAACGAUGCGGGGGCUGGAGGAAGAGGCUGUGGGCCCUGGCUCUGCACCCUGGCCAGGAUGAGAUGCAGGGUUGUUGGGGGCACAUGGUCCUUCCGGGACCAUCUGGCAGUGGCUUCAGCCCUGUCCGUGACUGCACAUCUGAUCCUGGCACCCAGGCUGAGCACCACAGGCUUCUGCCCAGAGCAGUCCUGGCUCUGCAGCAGAGUCAGCUCUAGGAGGGACUCUUGUGCGAUGGCAGGACCCCUUGUGAAAGCUGGGACCAGCCCAGCCCUGCCUGACCCCCUGGAGAGGUGGCCACCCACCACAGAGCACCACCAGCCCUGCACAACUCUGCAUCCAAAAUAGUUUAUUUUAAACAGUA